Molecule: messenger RNA, 1734 nt
Organism: Xiphophorus hellerii (green swordtail)
Lineage: Eukaryota; Metazoa; Chordata; Actinopteri; Cyprinodontiformes; Poeciliidae
Gene: afmid
Product: arylformamidase
Exons: 11
Coding region: 117-995 (292 amino acids)
Molecular function (GO): arylformamidase activity
Source: RefSeq, a predicted model, not a curated record
CGUGAACAAUGUGUGUUUACACAGCGAGACUCUGCAGUCUAAAGAUCAGAUCCUCAGCAAAUGGUGGUCACAUUUAUUCCUUCGCAGCAAUCCGAGGUAUUCUGUCUAAGUAAACGAUGCACUGGAUGGAAAUGGAGAAAGACGAGCUUGAGAAGCAGUACUCACCCAGCAGGUGGUCUCACAGGAUGGCGGCAGACGACGUAAUCAAGGCCCACGUCAAGGCUCUGAAGGAAGGUACAGAGCGAGCCCGCAGUCUGGCUCAAACUUUAAUCAAUGUUCCGUACGGAGAGGGAGAUGGAGAGAAACUGGACGUGUACAUCCCCAAGACCGCCUCUUUGGACGUCAACCUUGUUAUUUACAUCCACGGAGGCUACUGGCAGUUUCUCAGCAAAGAGGAGUCUGGAUUCAUGGCUGUCCCACUCGUUGAUAAGGACGUGGUUGUGGUUGCCGUUGGCUACGACAUUGCCCCCAAAGGUAACAUGGAUUUGAUGGUGUCCCAGGUUCGCAGGAGCGUUGUUUCUGUCAUUCAGCAGUACUCUCACAUCAGCGGUCUGUACCUGUGUGGCCACUCUGCAGGGGCUCACCUGGCCGCUAUGGUGCUCUCCACCGACUGGUCCCAGUACGGCGCCACACCAAACAUCAAAGGUGCUUUCCUUGUGAGCGGGAUAUACGACCUGCUGCCCGUCCUGUCCACGUAUGUCAACGAGCCUCUGAAGAUGACGGAGGAGGUGGCGGUGAGAAACAGCCCUAGCCAGCUGGUCCCUGAGCUCAAGCGAUCCUCGUCAGGCUGUCAGAUCGUCGUGGCUGUCGCCCAGAACGAUUCGCCAGAGUUUCGCAAGCAGUCAGAGGAAUACUAUAAAGCUCUGGAAGCAGCAGGACUGACUGUGACCAUGGAGGAUGUGGCGAACACAGACCAUUUUAGUAUCAUUGAGCAGCUGGUAGACGGAGACUAUCACCUGACCAAGCUCCUCCUGAAGAUGAUGGGGAAGAGCUGAAGUUCAACAAACCUCUGAUCAGUCCCAGUUCACCGACAAUGAGAAAAUAGGCAUUUCUUCAGGGUUUCACUGUGGUAAAUGUUCUUUUUUUUUUUUGUUAUUUUGAGAUCAAUCCAGGUGACAUCAGUUGUUCUGAUGGUUUAGUUUACAUUAUUUACAAAUGUUCGUCGUCAAGACGUCCUAACUAAGCUUUGGAUGUUUGGAACACCUUCGCUUCACUGCAGUGCAUCGUGGCAGAAUUCACUUCUCAGGCUCAGCUGCAAACAGGUUGCUGGACUACUGUGAACGUUGUUGUUGUGAUGAAGCAUGACACCAUUAAAUAUUAAAUAUUUUUGAGUGGACUUUUACUUUUGACUUAUUUCCGUCUGGGCAAGUCUGACUGAUUAUUGCUGUUUUCAUUUUUCUUUUUCUUUGACAAGCUUCAGUAAAAAGUAACCGCGUAUCAUUCAACGUGAAGGUAGCGUUUUCCCCGAACCUCCAGCUCUACGCUGAGAUCUGACCCGGGGGAAUCCUGACGCAACACAUGAUGAUGGUCCAUAGCUGUUCCUGAUCCUGAUGUAUAAUUGCAGAAUUUUGAUUUCCAAACAUGAGGUUUUGAAACUGAGAUUAAAUUUAAACUGUAACAGUGACACUUUGAUUUGCACUGCAUAUUGUAGCGUUGCACAUUGUUGAACAAUAUUCACACCAUGUUCUGCUUAUCAUUAUUGUAGAAUACAAUAAAUAUUUAUAUUUAAGAUAA